GGCUGUGUUUACGGUUGCGUGACGACAUAGUUUGCGCCUUUGCUAUAUAGGCGUAGGCGCCGUCUAUCACCCGGGAUGGGCGGUCACUGCUUGGGACGCUUAUAAAGUGCAGUCCAGACCUGUUGCGCUGCAAGAGCCGAGCGUCCAGCAACCAUUUCAAUGUCAGUGAUGGAUUCCAGACAUUCUGCAGACGAGGGAGACGCGGGAAGUCUGGACAGCUUGAAGGCGCUCGCGGAGAAGCUGAAGUUGGAGACUCGCAGGCCGUCCUAUCUGGAGUGGCAGGAGACGCUGCAGAGCGGACUGUGGACGGACACGAAUCCUCCCACCGCUUCGCACAAACAAGACCCCGGCGGACCUGCAGCUUUCGCGCACAGCUGUCCGCACGUGGUCGCGCCAAACAUCUGUGGCUUUGACACUGUUGAUGACGCCUUGCGGUUUCUCAGGAAAGAGUUGAGGGAGAUGCAAGACCAGGACAACCAUCUGGCCCGUCAGCUGAUCCGCCUUCGUGGGGAGAUCAACAAGCUGAAAGUGGAGCAGGUGUGUGAGCGCCACAAGGAAAUGCUGGACAAUGCAACAUACGAGCUGGAGGAGUGCGGCGAGGAGUCCGAUCUGCUGUGUGACAUCCCCAUGAAGGCCACUUUCGCUCUGUCCACCCCACUGAAACACCUGGGCCUCACCAAGAUGAACAUCAACUCCAGACGUUUCUCACUGUGUUAAAGCCUAACCCCUUCCUCCCGAUGAUGAGUGUUAGUUCCACUUGACUUCCAUCAAAUGCUGAGUCCUAUUUACUCUUUGGGAGGUCCGCACUGUAAACAAAAGGAAACAUUGCUGUAAGCUAUUUGCUGUAUGCACAAUGGUGUGACAUACGUGGGGAGCGCGAACACAGAUGCGUCACAUUACACUGGAUCGAGCCGCUCUAUCGAACACUUACACUUACAACUGCACAAUCAAAUGAAAGUGAAUUCUGCCUUUUUAAAGAUGAUAAUAUUCAUUUUUUUAAUUUUUUACAUGUUUCAUUUGUGCUUGUUGCAGUGGUGUAGAAAUGCAUUGCAUCAUGCUUGCCAUACUUUGCCCUUAACCUGUAGCUACAUAAGGUAAUCAAAUAUUUAAAACACACCACUGUAAACUGCACCCACGAUAAGUAGCAGGCUAAAUAAACGCCUCUUGUGCAAACUGAAUCUCUGCUCAAAUUUUAGUGUGAAGUUUUUUUCCACUUGUUUACCUACCAAAUGUUGACGGGAGUGUCAGUCUAAAUUGUGCCCAAAGUCAGCUGCGAUAGGCUCCAGGUUCCCAUGACCCUGAACAAGAUAAGUGGCAUAGAAAAUGGAUGCAUAGUUAGUGCAGAUGUUCCCAACAUUAUGAUCAGUGAUUGCGUAUAAGUGAAUCCGAGAUGCAGUUUAUAAAUGGUUCUGUACAAUCAUUCUGAGUAGCAAAGGCUUCCUCAAACCUAUCGUAUUUCACAAAGAAAUGGGCCUGAUUCAACGAUGUUCCGUUUUUCUGCUUUCUUAAAUUGGAUCAUAGAAAGGUUCUGAGAGAGAGAGAAAAAGUUGGAUUCACAAAGAGUUAAUACUUCAAGAAGUAUUAUCCAAAUGUAGAAGUGAUGAAACAUCGGCAUUUUGCUCUGGCAUGACACACUUAAAUGUGUGUAAGUAUUAAUGUGGUGUGUUGUUAAGAAAACAUACAUUGGUGAAUGUCACUACAUUAUUUGAAAAGUGCAUAAGAAUGCAAAUUAUGAAUGACGGGCAAGGUUUUUAUGAGUUUUAUGGUCACGUACAGUGACAUCAUUACAUUCAUGCAGUUUUAGCCAUGUGAUCUGACACCAGCGUUUUGACAUUUCUUCUUCAGAAACCCUGGCCUUUCCAUUACAGGGUUGGGGUGUUUCCCAUUACAAUGUACACAAGGUAACAAGUGUGUUGGUUUGCUUCGGGACAUUUCCUGUUAACAAUAUCACUGGCUGCCAUGAGACGUUGCUGUUGAAGCUGUCGAAGGAUUUGUGCUUAAUAUAAAAACAUUAUGUGCAUGAAUGUUAAAACCUGCUACUGUAAGAUGUAUCCUCAAUGUGUAUAUAUAAUGUAACAGCAAAAUGCCUCAGAUGUAAAUUGUCAUUGCAACUCUAUUAAAAAUAAAAAA
Molecule: messenger RNA, 2130 nt
Organism: Phycodurus eques (leafy seadragon)
Lineage: Eukaryota; Metazoa; Chordata; Actinopteri; Syngnathiformes; Syngnathidae
Gene: fam167b
Product: family with sequence similarity 167 member B
Exons: 2
Coding region: 160-717 (185 amino acids)
Source: RefSeq, a predicted model, not a curated record